Molecule: messenger RNA, 3663 nt
Organism: Diplodia corticola
Lineage: Eukaryota; Fungi; Ascomycota; Dothideomycetes; Botryosphaeriales; Botryosphaeriaceae
Product: ras guanine-nucleotide exchange protein
Exons: 2
Coding region: 1-3663 (1220 amino acids)
Biological process (GO): Ras protein signal transduction; positive regulation of GTPase activity
Cellular component (GO): plasma membrane
Molecular function (GO): protein binding; guanyl-nucleotide exchange factor activity
Source: RefSeq, a predicted model, not a curated record
AUGUCCGAUAUCGUGCUUAGAGAAGGCAUGGACCGCACGAGCGCGUGCGUUGCGCCGCUCACCAUCAAGAAGAAGCCUUCGGCAACGUGGAACAGCGAUGGCGCCCAGAGCAUGCAGUCCUCGCCCAAAAGCCGACGGACAACCGGCUCCAUCACGUCGCAGUUCCAAAUGUCACCACCACUAACCCCCCGCGCCAACCUCGAGGCCGAGAUAGCCACUGCAGAACCGGAAUCAUUCCCCAAUUACCUGCGCGCAUUCUACCACUUCCACCCUUCAUCCACAAUUUCCUCCGUCGGAGACGAAUGUUCUAUCACAGUUCCCAUCAAUCAAGGAGACGUCAUCCUGGUCCAUUCCAUACACCCUAAUGGCUGGGCGGACGGUACUCUCCUAAUAUCAGGCGCCCGUGGCUGGCUUCCCACCAAUUACUGCGAGCCUUUUGACCAUCCAUCAAUCCACAAUCUUCUAAAUGCACUCACUCGCCUUUGGGACCUUGUGAGAAGUGGGGAGAGCGGCAACACGAUGGUGUUUGCAAAGCAGGACUACGUCAGGUCAAUGAUUGCGGGCGUCCGUUUCCUCUUGGAGAAAUCCGACUGCUUGACGCGGGAGAAUCAAACUGUCCAAGCACACAUCGGCAUAAGACGGAUGCGGAAAGGUCUAUUGAGCGACCUAUCAUCACUCGUCAAGACAGCGAAGCACUUGCAGCAGGUCGUGUCGCAGAGUGACCCUGCCGAAGAGCCUAUCUACGACCUCCUUGACGAGCUCGUUUUGAAAGCAUUCAAAGUAGUUACCCGAGCCGUCCGUUUUCUCGACGUAUUCGCGCAAGAAAUUCAGACCCCGUCACAACUGCUGGCUGAUGCCCCAAUGGACGAGGCCGAGAGGCCACUCACGCCGCCACAUGAUGUUUCCGAAAGCAACGUUGAGCAAUCACAGUCAGCCGAGGAUGGUGCAACUGAGCCACCCGAGAGCGUUACUGCUGUGUCACCCACAGACGCGGCGAGAACGGGCGACGAACCGGCCAGCGCGAGCAAUAUUAACACUCCUCGCACCAACACCAGCAUCACAAAUUCUGUGCCAGUGCAGUCUUUGCCAGCGCUGUCUCCCUCGAAAUCCACGCCAUCAAAGCGCGUCUCGAUCUCCCAUCGAGCGUCGUACACAAGUCAGGUGAGCGGCCAACGCAGACACAACCUUGCAUCGGAACGACUUUCUGCCGCCCAGGACUCAUUUCUGGGCUCGAUUGGCUCGUUCAUUGGGUUACACCUCCAGUCACGCUCCUCAAGCGAGCUCCUCUCCACUACCCAACAGUCUGUCGUUGCGUGUCGCCAGCUUUUGAGCGUCGUCGAAGAGGUAUGGGAGCGCGACGCUCGUCGCUCUGAACCCCUUUCCCAAGCAAGGGACGCAAUGCAUGAGAAGCUGUCUGAGCUCGUGCAAGCGACAAAAGACAUGUUUGCGCACACCGAGGCCCACAACGAGGAAUGCAUGCCUGCGCAAGGCAAGGAAAUCGUCAUCGCCGCCACCAACUGUGUUCGCGCUGCUGGCGACUGUGUGACGAAGGCCAAAAUCGUCAUCGAAAGAAUUGGCGACUUUGAGUUUGAGCGCACAGGAGCCACCAUUUCUGACACCAUCUUCGAGAGCCUUGACCUCACCGGCGCUCUCGACGCGACCAACGAGCGCACCUCGCAGGACAACAUCACCAAGCCCUUGCCGGCCCCUCCAAAAGCCGCGAGUCGCCCUACUUCACUCGACGAGAAACCCUUGCCCGAGCCUCCCGCUUCCCUCCCUUCUCCAUCCGCCAACACGCAGGUCCCAAGCCUUCAAAGUCCCACUGCUUCCUCCUUCCGCUCUUCCAAGGACUCGUUGCCCUCUCUGGCUAAACUCCCCAUUCCUCACCUGCCUCCUCUCUCAGGUAGCACUGUGGACGAAUCUCCCAGUACUAACAGCGUCAACUCCCGCUUUGCCGGAAACAAUGCCGGCUUGGAUAGCGUCAACGCCUCAGACUCAACGAGCACGUAUCCCAACAGCCUGCGCGGUGAUGCGGCCAGCAUCAUCUCGCACACUUCCACACGGGCGACCACUCCUGACGAUGUCCCGUCCAGCCCAAAGGUCAAUGGCAUGAUCAGCAGCUACCCUAGCGUCUCCGAGUUGCGUUCGACGACCAGCGAGGAUGCCUACGGAGUUGAGGAACAGCUGAUGGAGAAGACAUACGUGCAUGAGCUCAUUUACAAGGACGGGCAGAUAGCUGGUGGAUCUCUGCCUGCGCUGGUCGAGCAGCUCACUACUCACGAAGCGACCCCGGACGCAAUGUUCGUCACUACGUUCUACCUCACCUUUCGACUUUUUACGACGCCGGUUGAGCUUGCGCACUGCUUGAUCGAACGUUUCAACUAUGUUGGAGAGAGUAGCGGGAUCGCUGUCCCUGUUUGGCUGCGCGUCCACAACGUAUUCAAGGGUUGGUUGGAGAGCCACUGGCAAGCUGAUACUGACGCCGAGGCGCUCGGCCUCAUCUUGACGUUCGCAACAGGAAAGCUCAGAACCGCAUUGCCCUCAGCUGGAAAGCGCUUGGCAGAGCUGGUGGCGAAGGUUAGCCAAAUUCGGCCAGGAACCCCCACCCCUCACUUGACGUCCUCUCUGGGGAAGACGAGCACUUCGGCAACUGUGUACACCGCGGCAGACCCAAAUGUACCUAACCCGAUCGUUUCCAAGAGUCAAAUGAACGCUUUGCGAAAUCUUCGCAAUGGAGCCUCCAUCACCCUGAGCAUUCUGGACUUCGACCCGCUGGAGAUGGCCAGGCAGUUCACGCUUAUCGAGUCCAAGCUGUUUUGCACGAUCAAACCUGAAGAGUUGCUUGCAUCGGAGUGGACCAAGAAGAAUGGAAGAGCUGUCAAUGUUCGCGCCAUGUCGAAGCUCUCGACCGAUCUCGCUAAUCUCGUCGCCGACACCAUUCUCCAACUCGAGGACCCCAAGAAGCGCGCCGUCAUCAUCAAGCAGUGGGUGAAGAUCGCGACGAAGUGCCUAGAACUCAACAAUUACGACUCGCUCAUGGCCAUCAUCUGCUCUUUGAACUCAUCGAUGGUCAUGCGACUGAAGCGGACCUGGGACGUCGUCUCGGCGAAGACCAAAGGCCGCCUCGAAGAACUCCGUGCAAUUGUCAAUGUUGGCCGCAACUACGCCGUCCUCCGGAAGCGUCUGGAAAACCACGUCGCUCCUUGCAUUCCGUUUGUCGGUAUCUACCUCACCGACUUGACUUUCGUCGACGUCGGCAACCAGACGACCCGCCAGCUGCCUGGCGAUGGGGGUGCCGACUCGGGCAUCAGCGUCAUCAACUUCGACAAACACAUGCGCACCGCAAAGAUCAUUGGCCAACUGCAGCGCUUCCAAGUUCCAUACCCCCUUGCACCUGUCCCAGAGAUGCAAGAAUGGAUGCAGACGCAGAUUGAGCGUGUCCGCGAUAGCGAUCAGAGCAAUGUGCAAAGCUACUACCGCCGGUCACUUCUGCUGGAGCCCAGGGAGGCCAAGCAGCCCAGCCCACUUGCGGACAACGAGAGUGUGAGACACUUCAAGGAUGGAAGUGGAAGCAGUGCAAGAGAGCGAUUCGACUUUUUGAACGCACUCUCAACGUUCAAGUCUUCUUCUGAACACAAUACGACUCAGAGGGGCAGUUUGUGA